Messenger RNA from Lagopus muta (rock ptarmigan), 1391 nucleotides. It is a transcript of the gene NUDT7, whose product is annotated as nudix hydrolase 7. The transcript is spliced from 3 exons. Gene Ontology annotation, molecular function: acetyl-CoA hydrolase activity; coenzyme A diphosphatase activity; manganese ion binding. Gene Ontology annotation, biological process: coenzyme A catabolic process; nucleoside diphosphate metabolic process. The record is from RefSeq and is a predicted model, not a curated record. Bases 130 to 1047 code for a protein of 305 amino acids. NCBI's taxonomy places the organism in Eukaryota, Metazoa, Chordata, Aves, Galliformes, Phasianidae.
GCGAGGGGAAAAGUCGCGCUCGCGUCGUGGGUGGCAAAGAUGGCGGCAGCGGAGCUGGAGGACGGGCGGGAAGGGGAGCGCUCCGCCCGGCUCGGGUAAACCACGGCUCGACGGACGGCGGAAGGAAGAAUGGGGCCGGCCGCCGCCUUCCUGGGCCAGCUGCAGAGGAAGGCGGCGCCGCGCGCGUUCUCCGCUGGGUGCCGGCCGCGGUGGGGCCCGCUCAUCUCGUUCUCGGGAGCGGCGGGACGAGCUGAGGGCCGGACCGCGGCCCUCACCUUCCCUGCCCCGCUGCGUUCCCAUGGGCCGCAUACAGCGCGGGCCGCCGCAGCUCUUGUUCCGUUUCCUUCCAGAGAGAGUAUAAAAGAGAAAGCGAAACUCCGCUUGAGGGAGUGCGAUGUUGGGGACAAGUUCUCCCAUCUGCCUCUGCGCAAGGCCUCGGUGCUGCUGCCGCUGCUGCUGCGGGACGGCGUGCUGUGCCUGCUGCUCACCGUGCGCUCCGUGCAGCUGAGAAGAUCACCUGGGGAGGUGUGUUUUCCAGGAGGUAAAAGGGAAGAAAGGGAUAAAGAUGAAAUUGAUACUGCUCUCCGGGAAGCCAAAGAGGAAGUGGGACUGCAGCCGGAGAAGGUGGAAGUCAUCUGUAGGCUUGUGCCUGUGAUUGAUAAAAUGAAUCAUUUGAUAACGCCAGUUGUAGGAUUUAUAGAGGAUACCUUCCAGGCCUCUCCUAAUCCAGAUGAAGUGAGCGAUGUUUUUGUUGUGCCACUGGAGUACUUCAUCAAGCCCUUAAAUUACGUGGCCUUGCCGUAUAAAAACUCAUCUGGUUACUUAAGCUGGAUGCACUGCUUUACAUAUGAUGACCACGAAAGUAAAAAGUCAUUCAAGAUAUGGGGACUUACUGCACAUCUUGCUGUAUUUCUUGCUAUUGUAAUUUUUAGGACAAAACCCACCUUUGAAGUUCAUUAUGAUCUUGACAACUUAAUUGCAUCUGCUGAGAAUGGUUUUAUGAACUUGUAUGCAUCCAUAAAGGAAAGAAAGAAGAGUAGUCUAUAACAGGCUGGUCUGAUGGUCUCUGUUGAAGGAGGAAAAAGGUUUGGGCUUGUUUCCUUUGUAUCCAUUACUUGACUGAAUUUCACAUUUGCAUUCCUGCUGAAUUGGAAAACUUUUUUUAAUAAAACCGAGCUGUCGAUCACUGACUAGAUUCAUAAAUUUUACCUGGUUUUGAGUUAUCAAAAGCGCACAAUAUUUUUAUCAUACAGAUUUAGAAGGUCAGGUUUAGUUUCUGCCUUUGUUUUGUGUGAUUCGAGGCUGACUUUCUGUGCCUUUCUUCCAUUUAAUGAAAUAAAACUUUUGAUUUUUGCCUGUUUGAAAUAGAACAUAAAAACUUUUUGGAAUCU